Miscanthus lutarioriparius is the source of this 987-nucleotide messenger RNA. The record is from the annotation of a GenBank genome assembly. Lineage: Eukaryota; Viridiplantae; Streptophyta; Magnoliopsida; Poales; Poaceae.
AUGAAGCAUUUGAUACAGGAGGCUAUCACAAACUUGUGGAAAAAUACAAACACCCACAAAAACGUAGUCAUCGCUGAUUUGGGAUGCUCAGCUGGACCGAACGCACUGACCCUUGUUAAAACUGCAGUUGAUGCAAUAUUUCACCAUUGUUCAGAUCAUAAGGAAAUAGUACCGGAGAUAUCAGUGCUGCUGAAUGAUCUUCCGGAUAAUGACUUCAACGACAUCGCAAAGAGGUUGCAUGCAUUCCAGGAAAGCACACAGGAUUUUGGUCCAGUUGUUACCGCUAUUGUACCUGGAUCAUUUUACAAGAAACUCUUCACCAGUAAUUCCGUGAAUCUAGUUUUAUCAUCACAUAGCUUGAAUUGGCUAUUUCAGGUACCUGAGGAUCUAAAGAAAAGCAGGAUCCCUGUGUAUGACAAAGACAAGGGUCUCAGGAAAGCAAGGCGGGCCUUCGUUGUUCAGGCUUUUAGCCAACAAUUCAGAAAAGAUUUCACAAUUUUCUUGAACACACGGGCUAAAGAAUUGGUCCCUAACGGUCAAAUGGUGCUUUCCAUGGUAGGCAGACCUUCCAGUGACACUGCCUACCAAUCCGUUCAACCAUGGGAUUUUUUAUUUGUGCCUUUAAAUGACAUGGCAUCAAGGCAGGGUGUGAUCAGUAGAGACAUGUUAGAUUCAUUUUACAUUCCACUAUAUGGGCCUUCAGAUAAGGAGUUAAUGGAGAUCAUACAAGAUGAAGGGUCUUUCGAGAUCAACAAUAUUGAGGUGCAUGAACAAAUGAGUGGUGUAGACAAAGGCAUGCAGACCCCAAAGAUCAGGGCAUUCGCAGCCAGGGCUGCAUUCGAGCCAACAAUCAUCCAGCAUUUUGGACGUCCGGAAGGAGUUAUGGAUGAGUUCGUUGGAACCAUUGAGCGCCAACUCAGCCACGUUCCAGCUUCUCCUGCAGGCAGCUUACUUUUCUUAUGUGUUUCCCUAACAAAAAGGGAAUAG